This is a messenger RNA of Anisakis simplex (herring worm), 204 nucleotides long. The record is from the annotation of a GenBank genome assembly. NCBI's taxonomy places the organism in Eukaryota, Metazoa, Nematoda, Chromadorea, Rhabditida, Anisakidae.
AUGGGUAUCAAUAUACCGUCAAAAAAAGAGCUUUUGGCAGCCAAUUUCACUGUUGAUGAAAUCUGCGCACAGUUGGGCGCAGAUUCAAUUCAGUAUUUGAGUAUUGAAGGUUUAGUACGUGCCGUUCGUGGCAGUAGUAAUCGAGAGAACGGUUAUUGCACAGCGUGUCUCAGUGGAGAAUAUCCCACAGAACUUGAAUGGUAG